Molecule: messenger RNA, 1627 nt
Organism: Protomyces lactucae-debilis
Lineage: Eukaryota; Fungi; Ascomycota; Taphrinomycetes; Taphrinales; Protomycetaceae
Product: S-adenosyl-L-methionine-dependent methyltransferase
Exons: 1
Coding region: 62-1594 (510 amino acids)
Biological process (GO): peptidyl-arginine methylation
Cellular component (GO): nucleus
Molecular function (GO): protein-arginine N-methyltransferase activity
Source: RefSeq, a predicted model, not a curated record
AAAAAAUGAGUUCACGUCGAACAAACAGCAGCAGCUGUGAGAGCAUCGCAAGACAAGCUUGAUGGAUGCAGCCAGUGAUAGAGACUCGCACGAGUCAGACUGGGAAGAUCCCGAGGAGGAUGUACGGUAUGAAUACAGAGCACUGCACGAUGACAUGAUUUUUGAUUCGUUGAAUGAUAUGCUCAAACAUGAACAAACGACGCAUGGAUUUGAGCUACGCGCCGUGCAGCGUGCGCAUAAGCUGGACAUGUAUGGUAUGAUCCGGUUGGUCAAUUUUGUGAGGCAGACCAAGACGCUUGCAGAUAAAAUUGCAGCGUGUAUGGCGGAGGUACAACAAGAUGAUAAAUGGUUGCAGCCUGUGCUCGAGGACGAUGCGGUGUUAUUCACACUUGCAGAGGAUGAUUUCGGAGACGAAACUGCUACCGCUGAACCAGAGACGGUGCAAGACUGGAAGGCUCGGUGUGCUCAACUCGAGGCGCAAUACUCGGCUUUGCAAGAUCAGGUGCGCACCGUUUUGACUGCUCAUGCUGGUGACAGUGGCAUCGGUGCUUCUUCCUCAACAAAACAAGCGCCUGUCGACAAUGACAGCUACUACUUUGAAUCAUACGCCUACAAUGAGAUUCACGAAACCAUGUUGCGCGAUGCCGUUCGAACAGAUGCGUAUCGGGAUGCGGUGUACGGCAACAAGGAUCUGUUCAAUGGUGCUACUGUCAUGGAUGUUGGCUGUGGAACAGGUAUCUUGAGUAUGUUUGCUGCAAAGGCUGGGGCGAAGCACGUCUACGCCAUUGAUAAUUCGAGCAUCAUUGAAAAGGCUCAAGCCAAUGCUUUUGAGAAUAAUUUGCAAGAUCAAAUAACCUUCAUCAAGGGCAAGGUAGAGGACAUCAAGCUGCCGGGUGGUAUCAAAGUCGACAUCAUCGUCUCCGAAUGGAUGGGCUACGCUUUGCUCUACGAAGCCAUGCUCGAUUCCGUCAUUUGCGCACGAGACCGUUUCCUAAAACCCGAAGGACUCAUGAUGCCGAGUCACAUUCAACUACGUGUCGCUGGCAUCACUGACGAAGAGUACUGGAGUGACCGUACGAAUUACUUCAACGAUGUCUACGGCUUCAAGAUGAAUGCUAUGAAAGAAAAGCAAUUUGAUGAUAUCCUCAUUGACUACCUCACUACGAGCCAAGUCACCUCCGAGGCUUACACGUUCAAAUCGCUCGAUCUACACACCGUCACUACAGAGUCUCUGAACUUCAGCGGUCGCUUUGAACUGCAAAAGGCUACAGGUCUGGUCGGGCUGCUUGUCUGGUUUGAUACGUACUUUGGCAAAACACGAGACGAAUGCAAGAAGCUCGCUGAAAUGCGACAGGUCGAUGUCAAAGAUGUCAUCAAAGAGCACCAAGGCUUCACGACUGGCCCACAUGGUGCCUCGACUCACUGGAAGCAAGCAGUCUUGCUCUUCAAACACAUUGGCGGUGGCGAGAAGCAAGUCUCUGGUGAACUGACAUUCAGGAAGAACAGUGACAAUCCUCGCUUCCUCGAGAUUGAAGCUGCAUGGCAAAGUGAUACAAGUCCAUCCACUCAGACGCAGGCAUGGAGUCUAGCAUAGGAGAAAUCAUAAAAUGCUCGCUCAUGAAUGCUA